UCCAUUUGUCUAUCUAUAAUUACAUAUAUGCUUUAUACAUAUAUGUAUACAUAGACAUACGUAAAAAAAGUAAUUUAAAUGGAUCUCAGUCGCUUUCGACGCUGAGUAAAUCCAGUUGUUCGAUCAAGUUGAUUACCAAUUUCUGUUAUUGUGUGAGUGGUUGAGUAUUUCGCAGACAUUAAUAACCUUAUCGUAGCCCUCAGAUAGAAUCAUCUGAACACAGAGUGACAAAGGCUGGCCUUUUCACUCAUACACACACAUAUAUAUAGAUACACAUACAUAGAUAUAGAUAGAUAGCCAUACACGCAUAUAGAUAGACAGAUAGAUAGAAACACACACGCAUACACACACACGUGCGCAUACAGUUAGAUAUAAACACACACACAAAUACACACACGCAGAUAUACUUUUCACCUUUCUAACACACACACACACACACACACACACUGUAUGUAGACCACGUUGACCUUGUAAUUGCGAUAACAACAACAACAACAGGAAUUGCAAGAACUGAAGCAACAGCAGGAAGAAGAAGAACUGCAGCAGUUUGGAGUGGAAGCAACACAUUGCAGCCUCAGCAACAUCAACAACAACAACAUCUCCGCCAGGAAAUAUAUAAAUAAAUAGAAACCACGAGCAUUUCAGAAAGUGUGAGUAACUAUGGCAACGAACCUGAAACUUAUGAAGGAGAUUAACGAGCAGUUUCUGGUGUGCAAGAUCUGCUUCGAGGCGUACAAGAACCCCAAAACGUUGACGUGUCUGCACACCUUUUGCAGCAACUGCUUACAGAAACAUGUCGACUCCGAGCAGGAGAGAACCUCUCGUUACACGCUCUACUCACGCCACGUUUAUUGUCCAAUAUGCCGUAAGAAGACGGAGAUACCGACCGGAGGAAUCCGGAGGUUACCGGAUAACUUUCUGGUUUCCAACCUCACAGACGUUCUCAAUCGGUUGAAGACUACAAAAGUGCAGCCCUGUGAGAUUUGUCACACCGUGCGUAGCAGAAGCAAUGAGGCGUGUUCGAAGUGCUUGGAAUGUUCCAAACUGAUGUGUAAGUCAUGCGUGAAGCUUCAUAUGACAACGAAAGUAACGCAGAACCAUAGUUUGUUUGAUUUAGAAGGGGAGAAGGACAUUGAAUGUAAAGCUCAUUCCGGGGAGAUUGUGCGCUUCUAUUGCGAACCUUGUGAUGAAUGUAUUUGUGUGGUUUGCACAUUCCAAGAACACCGUGACCACGAAAUAUGCUCGUUCAACGAGGGUUCAGCCAAAUAUAAAUCGACCAUCGAAAACUUACUUAGUCAUGGUAAAGACCGCUUGAUUGAUUUACGAAUGAAAUUGGGGAUGAUCAAUAAGUGUGAAGGGGCCUUAAAGGAUACCAGGGAACGCAUACGAGACUUAGCCAUCAGUUAUAUAUCGCAAGUGCGCCAAACAGAGAAACAACUUCUGCAGAAAGUAGACGCCAUGUUUGGAGAUGAGAUUCUUGAUUUUCUCGAAAAUAAAUCCUGGCUUCAGGAAAACUUCGAUAAUUUACAGAACACUUGCAGCCUGGCUGAGAUCAUCGUCAAAGAUAAAGGAAUUGAAAUUCUUCUUCUCAAAAAAGAACUUCAAAAGAAACUGGAUGUCUUACUGCAACCGGAUUUACCGGAAGUUCCACAACAUUUGGCAACUAAUAUAAAGUUUGUACCUGGCUUCGUUAAGUUGGGCCACAUCAGUGUUCCGGGCCGAGAAGAAGAAGAUAUGAACAUCACCAGCGAAAAAGAAGCGAAUUGUUCAGCGUUUAAUCGGUCGAUGAGGUCUGAGAUGAAACAUAUCGAUAUGCAGACCGAUUGUGUGACAUCGAUGACAAGUUCCACCACAAUGUCGACCGAUGUUAACCGGGGAACUGCAGCCUCGCAGACGGCGAAAAUAGAAACGGUGAAUCGGUUGGCUGGCACCGAUACCAACCACACAAGAGAUAAAUCGACGGAAGUCUAUUGGAUUGAUCCAAAGUCACGUGGAACAAUGACUGACCCACCACAGAGUCGGUCAAGGAGGAGUCAGACGUAUUUGAAUGACGAUGCAAAUAUUACAUCGAUCUGCGAGACUUUGAAGAAGAAUGUCACCACUGAAUCAAAAUCCAUGGAAACGGAAGUGAGUAUAUCGUCUCUCGAUGACGUCAGUACUGAAGAUCUGCUGCUGCUGCAACGAGCCAAAAAAUCUGGUUUGGAAAUACAAAGUCUUUUAUCUCCUUCACGAGGUCCAGCAGACAAACAGCCGGCCAGAACUGAAGAAAAAGGUAUUGGAGAGGGUUCAGUUCUCACAAGCUGUGCGUCGAUCAAUACGGACAAGGUAUUGAUUUGUGACCGUAGGGUUAGUUCGCAUCUUUCGCAUGACUCCGGGUCUUGCAGUCCUGUCGUCGACAGAAAAUCUCGCAGACUCAGCGCCGAUAUCCUUGCUUUGCAGCAGAAGUUUUCUGAACCUCACGUGCCUCGCUACCAAGAUAGUGGCAAAUCUUCCCCUCCAUCUCCCAGCACGCCCCCAACCCCGACACGGUCAUCUGGGCGUGGAAGUCCAGAGAGCACCCACUCUCGCAACGGUCAGAAGGAGACGAGAAAUAUGGAAACCGAUACUUCAUCUUUACUCUCGUCACAGAUUACCACCCAGGGAACAUCUACGGAUGCAGUGAAAACGGCCAGUGCCUCGAGCGAGGUCAAACCGACCACUAUUUCGGUGGGGGUCAGUGUCAGACCGAACUAUAAAGACACUGGAACCGGUGACCAAAUACUCACCUUAGAAGAGAAAGUAUUUGUUGACGGUGAGACGUCUCCAAUAAAUGAUUUGCCUGGAAUUCUAUUCGAAGACAUUGAAGGAUCCACAAAUCGUUGCUUGUCGGCCACAUCGGCAUCGAAACGGUCAUCCAGCUGUUUUAGUGACGUUUGCACCGAAACAGAAUCGCUAAAGAUGAGGGAUUCGCAGACUCUGACGUCAGUGUUAAAGACGGUCGAUAACUGGACACUGACGGACCGCACAGAAUUCAUCAACACCGCCACAUCACCCAUCUUAAUACCGAUGUGUGAAGUCGGAGUUUCAACGUUGAAUCCGGUGCUCGUCAGUCAAGGAAUGUCGACGGAGGCGGUGGAGCAUGCCGACUGCCAAACUGAAACCAGUAUAUUCACACAGGACAGUGAGACGUUGACUGACAGAGUGAUCUCUACUGAUGCACAGACCAACAUCCACAUCCACAGUGAGGACAGUCAAACGUGGAUCGAUUGCAGCACGCAAUCGGAGACGGGAACCAUGACGGAGACAGAUGCAGGGACCAGCACCAUUGAAGAUUUUUUACUUUUAGCCGAAGGGGAACCGAGCGGAGAUAUAGCUAACAUAUCGGAGGUUAUUGAUUCCGACCAAGGGGCCAGCGAGGACGAUAUUUUCUUCGAACUUACAGAAGACGAUGACGAUCGAAUGAUGCACCAGUGUGUUCGAGGCUGGAAUAAUACGAUGACUUUGCUGGAAUCAAUGGAGAACCACAACACGUCCCUUUGUAACAAGUGCUGUCUCCAGAAACCCGUUGAAGUGGCGCAUAGGGCCACGAUGUCGUCGCCCACCCUGACUCACGAUCAAGGGACUAUGGUUCUAUCCUUCAACACGGCACUAACAGAGUUCACUGACCGCAAUGUCCAAACCAUUCAGACCGCCGUGGCGGACAAGUCGAUCGAAGCAGCUUUCAGCGACCCUCCGGGAAACUCGAACCUGGUCGCUGCCGAAUGCAACGACGUUGCAACUUCGACCGAGUCGCUCGCCUACAUGGGUCUGAUGAGUGAGGUCGACAUCAACGACCUCUAUCUCUUGCCCGACUCGGCGUUCGAUUUGCACUCGGAUACAGAUACGGCCAACUCCGAGUACGAUUCGGACACACAGAUCGAGAUGGUGGACAGCGAGACUUCUAUGGAGAAUAGUCAGAGUGUUGAGGCUGGCACUCAAACUCCGAUGAUCACUGAGAGUGAAGGGCAAUCACUGGGUCAGGAACCGGACCCACAGACGUUGUUGCAGAUGAUAAACGAUGAUGAUUCGAAACAUCUAGUGAGUAUAGGGGUAAAUACCAUGCGUAAGGUAACCUAUGAAAAGGAGACUAGCACACAGUCACGAUAUCUCUUUUCCAAAGGAACCAUGACUUUCUAUUUGAAUAAAUCAGAUAAAUCAACCGGUUCCAACAGGUCUUCGAUCGCUUCCAGGAACAGCUUACUGAUCGAUCGUGUGGACAAGGACACAAUGACAUGCAGUGGUGGUACAAGUGAGAAGGGAGUUUCCACUGACUCAUCACAGCUCAAUGAACAGGUAGCGGCUUGUAUCAACAAGUUGAAAAAUGUUCGCGAUAAACUACAGAGCCCUACUUCGAAACAGGCCCCUGAGAUUGGGGAACUGUCGCCGAAAUCGUUGGCCAGAAAAAGCAAGCCCGAGUUGAAAGACUUACUGGGGUCUACCAGCACCACCGAGUCAAGCAGCGUUGACUCGGUUGGAACUGUUUCUGCGACGACAUCAGGUUCCGAACCCUGUUCUCUGACGACCCCAACAACAACAACAAGACCAAAGAGUUCUUUAUUUUCGUCUCCGUUGUUAGCGUUUUCUUCAACAUCAACUUCGGUGACGUCAUCAGGACAUGGCGACAAUAAACAUUCGAGCUGUCCCGCAGCAGCAACGACGGCGUCAGCAACGGCGAUAACAAUGAGUUGCAGUGUCGGCUGUUCAACGACUUUAUUAACAACGAUGGCUUCGUCAAACAACACAAUGUCCACGUCACUGUCGUCUGCUUCGCCAUUGAGCGAUAAUCAACGAAUCAGCGAGAGAACCACAACUCGAAAAGCGCAGCCAAUCACCACAUUAAAAUGUAGAUACAAAGACGUCAACGCCGCUGCCAAUGGCCUCGAUAAAAGCCAGACUCUUCCGCGUCAGUUUAGUGCACCAACUAAUGAUUUGCAGUUACAACAACAACAACAGCAACUACAACAACAACAACUGCAACAACAACAAGCUGGUUUAUUAAAUUCUUCUCCAAGUCGUCUGCCUUUGUUGCGGUACAACUCGGCACCCGGAAAAAUUGUCACAGUUCCCAAACACGCCCCCCCUAAAGAUCUUAGUGUCUCCCCACAAACCUCGCCAAAGUCCACAAGUAAAAUACCAACGACCAGGAAACUUAACGAAUCCCAGAAAGACACUAUAAAAGAUUACUACACAAUAACUAAUGCAAAACCAACAAACCAGCUACCAUCGCUACCGGCAAUCACUGAGACUCGGACCCCGCCCGGCUGUUCAGACCCUUCUGACUUGACUACCAUGUCAAACUGUUAUUCGAACUCCAUGUCAGAUUCAUGCCCAGCACAAACCUUCUCCACUUUGUCUCCUACCUGUACAUCUCUGACCGCUGACGACACUUCUGUCGAGCCAGCCUCUCCAGCUACCGGCAAAAGGAACACGUUAGCGACACCAGAUAGUCCAUGUAUAAGCGGCAGUAGUAGAGAAUGUUCCCCUCAGACCCGGAAAACUGGCUUCAUGCAGCGACUUCUCACUCGAAAACCAAAGAAAGACACUUCAAAUGAUUCCAGCAAAAGGCAACAACGUCACCACCAGCGACCAGAUUCCUCACCUGCCUCCGUAUCGACAUCGUCCAGUUCUUCAGCUCUGUCUAUCAAUGAUUCCAAAAGUGCUACACCUUCUCCGAAGUCGCCACCAAAAAGCGGUCUGAGAGUGGGCAAGAAAGCCAUGUCACCAUCGCCAACAUCGUCUUCAAAGACGUCAAGCACCAACGCCAAUACCAACAGACCUACAAGUGCCAUUAAUAUGACGAACUCCGCGUCUCCGGCUUCCUCUGCGCAAGCAGCGGACGAUAAAACGGCCAAAUCGAAGAAAAGCCGUCCGUUUGUCUACAUGCGACAGAGAAUAUUUUCGAUCCAACACGAUAACGAAGACAGUCCGGAGAGGAGGGCACGAGCGUUGGAACGUCAGAAGAAAACUGAGAAGAAGACGGAAAAGAAAAAAACAGGUUCGAGUGCAACUGACGGUAGCAACAGUAGCAGCAGUCCUGGUCUGAGAAGAGAUCGAUGUGAAGGAAACGGUAAAAAUGGUCAGGGUCUGAUCAAAACGAACGGAGAAGCGAAUUUGUUGACGGUGGAAGGGCAAUCAUUUGCUGAUGUGUGCUGAGAACUUAUACAUUUAUAGAUGCAUAUACACAUAGAUGCAUGCAUGCAUACAACAUAUAAUAUAUAUAUAUAUAUGUAUGUAUGUAUAUAAAAUGAAAAUAGUGAUGAUAAAGGACGAUAAAAGUUGUAGUAACAAUAUUUAUAUUGAUGAUGAUGAUGAUGAUGAUGGUUACACGAAGAGAGAUACCAAAGGAAUAGUUCCGUGUCUGCUUCCUCUGACUCCAUUUUCACACAGACGACGUUACAAGGUGAAGUGUCAUACGGCAGUCAGUGCGGGGUGGGGUGGGGGACUUCGUUAGCAUAUCUAACUGAAAACCUGGAAGAAGGAAGAGGGGGAGGAGAAGGGAGAGGAAGAGUUGAAGGGAGAGAGGGAGAAGAAGGAGAUAUUGAGACAGAGAAGCCGGUAAGACGUGUCGGUCAUGGUGGAAUAGAUCAUUUCUAAAUGUUACUAUGACCACCCCUAGCAAGACUUGAACCCGGCACUGUGAGAUAUUGAAAUAUUACAGUGUAGCGACAUUAUCGUCGCCACCAUACCAUCGACAUCAGUACUCUAUCCAGGGCAAUUGCACUCAGUCUCCCACUGAAUAGGGAUAUAUCAUGCGACACUCAUCCAUGUGGUGUUCAACCAUGUGGGAAUGUGCACCAUGGAAUUUUGUAUUGUGGUAUUUUAACAUGUGGUACCAUGUGGUAUGAUAACUUGCGGUAUUAUUCCAUGUGGCCUUCUACUAUACGGUAUUAUAACAUGUAGUAGUAUACCGUGUGGAAACGGACCAUAUACCAUAGUACCGUGUGGUACUAUAAAAAUAUUGUGUUGUACCAUGUGCUGUAUUGUACCAUGCGGUGUGAUAACAUGUAUAAUAGCACCAUGUAGUACUGUAUUACGGGAUACCGUACCAUGUGGAAUUCUAUGUUGGAAUAUUCUGCUGCAACAUGGCGGUCGAUUGGCAGAAUCGCCAGAACGUCGAACAAAAUGCUUUAUUUGUUCCGACUUUCUGCGUUUCGAGUUCGAAACCCGCUGCAGUCAAUUUUGUUUUUUAUCCUCUCGGGGUCCAAAAAAAAA
Molecule: messenger RNA, 7230 nt
Organism: Octopus sinensis (East Asian common octopus)
Lineage: Eukaryota; Metazoa; Mollusca; Cephalopoda; Octopoda; Octopodidae
Product: serine-rich adhesin for platelets-like
Exons: 2
Coding region: 661-6171 (1836 amino acids)
Biological process (GO): positive regulation of DNA-templated transcription
Cellular component (GO): chromatin; nucleoplasm
Molecular function (GO): ubiquitin-protein transferase activity; zinc ion binding
Source: RefSeq, a predicted model, not a curated record